AUAUUGGUUAUUUUUGCAGCGGGUAUAUGGCACCUGAAUAUGCAAUGCGGGGUUAUUUGUCUGACAAAGCAGAUGUCUACAGUUUUGGAAUCGUUGCCUUGGAAAUUGUCAGUGGGAAGAGCAAUACUAGUCAUCGAACAAAGGAGGACACUGUUUAUCUUCUUGAUUGGGCAUUGGUUUUGAAGGAGAAAGGGACUUUGCUGGAGCUCGUUGAUCCAAAACUAGGCCAAGACUACAACAAAGAAGAGGCGAUAACAAUGAUUAAUGUGGCUCUCCUCUGCAGUAAUGUCUCUGCAGCAGUUAGGCCUGCGAUGUCUUCAGUAGUAAGCAUGCUCGAAGGAAAGGCUGUUGUUCAAGAUAUUGGCAUUCCAGAUAAAAGCAUGUCAACGGAUGAGAAGAAGAUUGAACAAAUGAGGAGGCAUUUUCAAGUUAUCAACGAACAGGAAAUAAGUGAGACUCGUACUCUGUCAAUGGAUGGACCGUGGACUGCUGCUUCUACAUCUGCUGGUGAUCUUUAUCCAGUCUCUUUGGUUUCUGACUAUUUGAAGGGUAGAGAUUAGAGAAGUUUGCUCCAAUGUGCUUCAUCAAUUGUCCAUCCACCAUCUUAUUUUUCCUUCCACUUUCUGUAAGUUACUCAAUAAUUUGAUGACAUGUCCUUCAACCUUAAUCCAUUUUUCGUACACCA
Populus trichocarpa (black cottonwood) is the source of this 685-nucleotide messenger RNA. RefSeq names its product probable leucine-rich repeat receptor-like serine/threonine-protein kinase At3g14840. The transcript is spliced from 2 exons. The record is from RefSeq and is a predicted model, not a curated record. Bases 27 to 560 code for a protein of 177 amino acids. Gene Ontology annotation, molecular function: protein kinase activity. Gene Ontology annotation, biological process: protein phosphorylation. NCBI's taxonomy places the organism in Eukaryota, Viridiplantae, Streptophyta, Magnoliopsida, Malpighiales, Salicaceae.